AUGGUCAAGACUGAUUUGGUGACUCGGGAUUACACUAUCCAACUCUCGAAGCGUAUCAAGGGACAACAAUUCAAGAGACGCGCCCCACGAGCCAUCAAGGAAAUCAAGAAGUUUGCACAAAAGGCUAUGGGAACCAGCGAUGUACGAGUUGACUCAAACUUGAACAAGAAGGUCUGGGCCACUGGUAUGAAGAACCCACCCACCAGAAUCCGUGUUCGUCUCUCCCGAAAGCGCAACGAAGAUGAAGAUGCCGAUGAAAGUCUAUACACUCUUGCACAACUUGUAGAGGUUUCUUCAUUCAAGGGAUUGCAAACAGAGAAUGUCCUUGAAGCUUAA
Molecule: messenger RNA, 336 nt
Organism: Cylindrotheca closterium
Lineage: Eukaryota; Bacillariophyta; Bacillariophyceae; Bacillariales; Bacillariaceae
Source: the annotation of a GenBank genome assembly